Messenger RNA from Dufourea novaeangliae, 4758 nucleotides. RefSeq names its product kinesin-like protein KIF21A (gene Klp31E). The record is from RefSeq and is a predicted model, not a curated record. Gene Ontology annotation, biological process: microtubule-based movement; mitotic spindle organization. The coding region runs from base 280 to 4743 and encodes 1487 amino acids. The transcript has 16 exons. Gene Ontology annotation, molecular function: microtubule binding; microtubule motor activity; ATP binding. NCBI's taxonomy places the organism in Eukaryota, Metazoa, Arthropoda, Insecta, Hymenoptera, Halictidae.
GGGCCGCCGCGACUAGGAUAGCGAUUUUCCUCCCGUUAUGAGAAAUGUUUGAGUGGAUUCCACGGUCGCCUGUGCGCGCAGUUCACAACGAAAAAUGCGGGAUUUUCACGGACACCGCAUACUGUAACGCUUGCGCAUUCAGAAAACUCGCGUAUCCGAGGAAUUCUAACCGUCGCCUAACAGUUUCGGUCUAAUCACGCCAGAUUCUUCGUCAUUUUCCCAUCGAAGUUCCAUCGCUGUCACACGUCUCGAAGAAAUUGCACAAUACACAACGUCGAGAUGGCUGAUGACACGAGUGUACGCGUCGCUGUACGAAUAAGGCCUCAAGUAGCACGUGAAGUGAUUGACAUGUGUAGAAUAUGUACUCAAGUACCUCUAGGAGAACCCCAGGUCUUUCUUGGACCAGACAAAGCCUUCACGUAUGAUUAUGUUUUUGAUACUGGCAUCGGGCAGUGCACAAUUUAUGACACAUGUGUUGCACGGCUAGUAGAAGGCGCUUUAGACGGUUACAAUGCAACUGUCCUUGCUUAUGGUCAGACUGGUUCUGGCAAAACUUAUACUAUGGGAACUGGUUUCGAUGUGGAAGUUGAAGAAACCAUUGUUGGUAUCAUUCCUAGAGCAAUUACACAUCUUUUUGAUGGAAUAGCAGAGAAACAAAAGCAUGCCAAGGAACGUGCACAAAUGCCUCCAGAAUUUAAGGUUACUGCACAAUUUUUGGAACUAUACAAUGAAGACUUGAAAGACCUACUGGAACCAGGUGGACCAAGAGGUGGUGCUCGCAUUCAUGAAGAUACUUCGGGCAACAUUCAUUUAGCUGGUGUAGAACCACGAAUUGUAACCAGUCCGGAACAAGCGUUAGAAUAUUUACGAUUAGGAGCAUUAUCACGCACAACUGGAUCUACUCAAAUGAAUACUCAAUCGUCAAGAUCACACGCAAUAUUUACAUUGUAUGUAAGACAACAGAGAUGCAUCAGAGUCGAAGAUCCGGACGCCGAUGUGGAUACAAGCGGAACGGAACCAGCAAAUGAAUUUGAGACUCUGACUGCGAAAUUCCACUUUGUAGAUUUAGCUGGUUCAGAAAGGUUAAAGAGAACUGGUGCUACAGGGGAUAGAGCAAAAGAAGGAAUAUCUAUAAAUUGUGGAUUGUUGGCCCUGGGUAAUGUGAUUUCAGCACUCGGCGACAAAACAAAGAAAGCUUUACAUGUACCAUACAGAGAUUCAAAGUUGACUAGGCUACUUCAAGAUUCCCUUGGAGGAAACAGUCAGACUGUCAUGAUAGCGUGUGUAUCUCCGAGCGACCGAGAUUUUAUGGAAACUCUGAGUACUUUAAAGUAUGCAAACAGAGCAAGAAAUAUAAAGAACAAAGUUACAAUUAAUCAGGAUAAGAGUUCAAGGACAAUAGCUUCUUUGCGAAGAGAAAUUCAACAACUUCAGUUAGAGUUAAUGGAAUAUAGGCAAGGUAAAAGAGUUGUCGGUGAAGAUGGUGUAAAUGAUGCUUGGCACGAAAAUCAGAUGUUGAAUAGCGAAUUACAAAGUCUACGUACGAGAGUUAAAGCUCUUUCAGAAACGGUCGAAGCGUUAACUGCAAAGAAUGUUCUCCUGCUGGCAGAAAAGGCUGCUGGUCAGUGGGUAUCGUCGACAGGUGGAAAUGGCGAUGUAACGAGUCUAGUACAGGGAUAUGUUCAAGAGAUAGAAGAACUAAGGGCACGUCUUUUGGAAGCAGAAGCUAUGUAUCAACAGUUAAAAAAACGACAGAUGCAGGUUAAUGCAGCAAAUCCGUACGGUGAUUCUGGAUACGUAUGUCAGAGUGAUUCUACGUCAGUAUUAAGCGACGCCAAAAAAGAGUUGCAGAAGGAGAUUCAAACGUUAACUGCAUUAAAAGAGCAGCAAGUGUACAGCGGCAACGUCGGCAACAAGACAGGAGAGGAUACAGAAGGUGAUGAUGCAGAGGUUUGCCAGGAUACAGCAAGCGAAGAUGACACGGAUGACGAUUCUGAUAGGAAAGAAGAAGACGAAGAGGAGGCAGCUAUGGGUCGUGAGUUAGAGGCUUUAACGUCAAAUAUAGACAUGAAACAGCGAUUAAUCCAGGAGCUGGAGCUCUCUCAACGACGGCUACAAACUAUGAAACAACACUACGAGGAUAAGCUGACGCAGUUACAGGCACGUAUUAAGGACACUCAAGAAGAACGGGACAAAGUGUUGCAUUCGUUGCAACAACAGCCAACGCCGCCCACGGAGAAAGUGAAGAAAUUGCGCGACGAAUACGAGAAGAAACUGUCCGCUAUGCAAAAAGAAGUGCGACUGUUGCAGUCCGCGAAAAAGGAACACGCGAGGUUGCUCAAGAGUCAGUCGCAGAACGAGAAUAGAUUGAAGGGGCUACGAAACGAACUGGCCGAGAUGAAGAGAGCUAAAGUGAAGCUUUUGAAUAAGAUGCGCGAGGAGGCUCAAAGGCACAAAGAAAAUGAAUUAAGGCGGAACAGGGAGAUAGCUCAGUUGCGCAAGGAGAGCAGGAAAAAUGCGAACAUGAUUCGAACGCUGGAAGCUGACAAAAGAAUGAGAGAAGUAGUGCUCAGGCGUAAACAAGAGGAGGUCACGGCGUUGAGAAAACGUGACAGAGGUCUUAGUCAGAAAGUAGCAGGCAGAGCACCGCCUAAGCUGACCAAUCCGAAGGCUUUGAAGCAUAGGUGGCAGACGUUCGAGAGGACUAUCGCUAAACAGGCGUUGGCUAAACAAGCGGCUGCAGAAACGGAGAGAGAGAUGGAAAGACUGCUUCAGGAACGCGAGGAUCUGGGCAGAGAGCUUGAGAAGCUUCAAAAGCACAGGAACGACAUAACAAGUAGAAGAGGAGACACGGCCGACGUUGAUGAAGAAAUCGACAAUGUAAAAAGUAAAAUUAGUUAUUUGCAGGAUAGCAUUUCCGAAUGCCAACGCGAUAUGGUGGAAAUGGGCGAUGGUGAAACGGAGGGCGAGCCCGGCGUCGAAGGUCUUGUAUCAACGGUUCACACGGUGGACGAAGCUCAGUAUUUACUGCAAAGAAUGCUGGCGUUCACCGUGGAACAGAGCUGCGUGGCCGCGCAGAAGCAGCUUGAAGUACGGGACAUGGAAUCCCGACUGAAUCAAGUUGCGCAGGAAAGCGAUGUGCAACAUCAGUUAUUGGAACAUGUACUGAGAGACCGAGAUCUUCUGUCCCUUACGAAUAGUCAUCAUAAUAAUACUUUGAAUUACAGUCACAGUCCUCCGAGUUCGAGAAGCUCGUCGCCCGAUAAUGAAACUUAUAGUCAAGUUAUAAUGGGAGAGGAUAGACAACGUAAUAACAAAGUAAGACGAAGAACCACGCAAACUCAAGAGCUUCUUUAUGGCGUUCAAGCCAGUCCAGAUAAUUUAAAAACGGAGGAUCAAACUCAAAAUUAUAAUCAUCCACUUACAAGGGUGCCUAGUGCGCCAGGCAGUUUGAAAGGGUUGGUAUUAACGAGAAGUCAACAUAGUAACAUAACUGGUGGAUCCCCGACCUUGAGUCGACGUGAUAGCACAUCACCAAGGCCACUGCGACGACCAUUACAUCCUGGUGGAGGCUCCAUGGAACAGGUAGCACAUACAGAUGUGUCAUCGCCUCCUGGAUCACCAACCACGUACCGUCGGUUCAACAGUAGGGAAGAAAAUGUUUUCUCCAGGCUAACCGCAAGUAGGCAACCAGCAUCGACAGACCCACCACCUAUGAAGGGGAUCAUUUCUCAAUAUCAGGGAAAGACACCUCCACGAGCCGUGUUGCAAUGUUCAUACGUGGCAGAAGGACAUAGUAAAGCCGUUUUAACUAUAUGCGCGACCGCAGAUCUACUAUUCAGUGGCUCAAAAGAUCGAACGGUUAAAGUAUGGGAUUUAAGAUCUGGAAUUGAAAAUCUGACCUUAACCGGUCAUCCGAACAACGUUGUCGCAGUGAAGUACUCGCCAGUAAAUAAUCUGUUAUUUAGCGUGUCUGCGGCUGUUGUAAAAGUCUGGGACUUAAGAGCAGGGAACAGUUGUGUGAAAACAUUAUUCUCAUCUGGCCAGGCCCAAAGCGGUCAGAUCGCGCUAUCAACUCAGGUUCCUAUGGGUGAAACAACUAUCAACGAUUUGGUGCUCAGUCUGGAUGAACAGGAAUUAUUCGCUGCGGCCAGCGAUAAAGUUAGAGUGUGGGAUCUGAGGAAGUUAACGCAUAUUGGAAAAUUAAGUACACCACAUACGGCGGCAGUAAUGUGUCUGGCUGUUGCGGAUGAUGGUAGAGUGAUAGCUGGUAGUAAAGAUCAUCUGAUAUCCCUCGUUGAACCAAACACAUCUGGACAAUCGGUAUGCCUGGCGCCACCACAUUACGACGGUGUUCAGUGUUUAACCACCUGCGAUUCAACACUAUUUUCUGGCUCGAGAGACAUGUGCAUUAAACGAUGGGAUCUAGACAAGAUGGAGCUAGUCCAGUCACUGAAUAAUGCACACAAAGAUUGGAUUUUAGGACUGUGUAUGGUGAACAACGGAUCUAUUAUGGUGUCGGGUUGUCGAGGAGGAGUUUUGAAAGCGUGGUCUGUACCAAAGGAACAUGGCGGGGAAUGUGCUCCAAUUGGGGAAGUUCGGGCACAUGGUUCUGCUAUCAAUGCUGUGAUAACUAAUCAACAGCAUAUUUUUACUGCGAGCAAUGACGGAACGGUGAGGCUGUGGAGCUACUAUAAAAGAGACGCAAGAACUUUCCAGAGAAGCAACUCACUGAAAAGUUAAUACAUGUAUCUAAUG